Messenger RNA from Lontra canadensis (Northern American river otter), 928 nucleotides. RefSeq names its product transcription factor 24 (gene TCF24). The record is from RefSeq and is a predicted model, not a curated record. Gene Ontology annotation, molecular function: DNA-binding transcription factor activity, RNA polymerase II-specific; protein dimerization activity; RNA polymerase II transcription regulatory region sequence-specific DNA binding. Gene Ontology annotation, biological process: regulation of transcription by RNA polymerase II; developmental process. The coding region runs from base 225 to 728 and encodes 167 amino acids. The transcript is spliced from 3 exons. Lineage: Eukaryota; Metazoa; Chordata; Mammalia; Carnivora; Mustelidae.
CUACAUAGAGUCUUGACCACACACGCCUGGCCACGGGGCUGCCCGCCUAAAAGGCGCGCCCCGCAGGGCCUAGAAGCAGCUGUCGACUUCGGCUGGCCGAGGAUGGAGUGACCUGUGCGGCCCUGGCCACUCAGACCCAGCUCGACGCUCUUGGCCCGCUAGCGCAGCGGAGCGGAGCCCUGCACCGCCGCUCCAGGAAAGGGCACGCAGCGCGGGAAGCCGCCAUGGACCGCGACGGCCCGGCGGGCAGCUCCCGGAUCGCUAGCAACGAGACCGCGCCCCCGGUGGCCGCCACCCACGACUCGAGUCCGGGCAGGGCAGGGCCAGGACCCGCGGGCCUGGGAGGCAGCGCCCGCCCGGGGGGCGGGAGGCCGGCUGCGGCGAACGCCGCGCGGGAGCGAAGCCGCGUGCAGACCCUGCGGCACGCCUUCCUGGAGCUGCAGCGCACGCUGCCGUCGGUGCCGCCGGACACCAAGCUGUCCAAGCUGGACGUGCUGCUGCUGGCCACUACCUACAUUGCUCAUCUCACCCGAAGCCUGCAGGACGACGCCGAGGCGCCGGCGGAUGCUGGGCUAGGCGCCCUGCGCGGCGACGGCUACCUGCACCCUGUCAAGAAAUGGCCCAUGCGAUCAAGAUUAUACAUUGGUGCUACUGGUCAGUUUCUGAAGCAUUCUGGAUCUGGAGAAAAAGCAAAUCGUGGCAGUACUACAACAGACUCACAGCCUUAGGCUUUUCCCUGAUGGAUGCUGAUAGAAAGUGGCAUCCAUUGUUUUUAAAUAAUAGGAAAUCAUUCUGUAUUUAUUACAUCAGACAUAACAAACAUCAUGCCUGAAAGUUUACAUGUGAAUCCAUAGUGGGAAGUUCCGGUUUAUCUGUCUAAUCUAAAUAAAUGUGGAAGGAAAUCAUCAAUCUUGCAUAAAACACAGCU